Molecule: messenger RNA, 639 nt
Organism: Entrophospora sp. SA101
Lineage: Eukaryota; Fungi; Glomeromycota; Glomeromycetes; Entrophosporales; Entrophosporaceae
Source: the annotation of a GenBank genome assembly
AUGGUCUCGGUCAUAAUAUUGUUUGAGAUAGUUUAUUGGAACUAUAGAUUAAUCCUCAGGUUAAGAAGCAGUAAUGACGAUCACAAUGAUAACGAGAGCAAUAAUAAUGUAGAAGGUGAUUAUGGUCAUAAUAAUAGUGACAUGGUUAUUAUAAAUAAUGGUCAUACAAUAGUCAACGAUGAAUUACCUCCGUACGAUGGGCUUAGUUUACCAAAAUAUGUUGAGAUACUUAGAAUUGAACAAAAUAAUGAUCCAUACUGGGGCCCAAAUUCUAAUAAUAAUAAUAGCAGCACUAGUAGCAAUAGUACCACUAAUCCAUUUAUUAAUCAAUUGCCAUGGGAUUGGCACAAUCGUAAUUUUCACAAUCAUUUCACUUUUCCAACAUUCGAAGAUUUUAAUAGAUUAAUAAGUUCUAACACGAACAGCACUAUUUUUGGUGAAGAUGAUGAUUAUCGCUCAUUUAUUCUUGAUGAAGAUGAAGAUGAUUACAUUUCAAACUUAUAUGAAGAAGAAGAAGCUGAUGAUGAUGAUGAUGAAGGAGAUGAUUAUGCUUUAAGUUUUGAAAGAUUUUUUGCAGUUACAAGAGAAAUAGUUGGAGGCCAAAUGAGAAGAGAUAGCAGCUUCACUAUGGAUUUGUAA